AUGGUGACACCGGAGUUAGAAUUCAAUAGGUAUCUCGGAAAGGGUUCGUACGGUUCCGUGAGCCUCUUCAAGUAUACAAAACCACACUCGACGCUCUACACCGCAGUGAAGAUUACCGACUACAAAAACGCCGAGUCUCUGGGCAAAGAGUUUCAAAUCCUGUCCCAGUUCAAGGGUUGUCCAAGAAUCGUCCAGUGCUAUGAGGACAGAUUGAUAGAGAAUCUAGACGCUGAGGGUAACAUAGAGUACAUGAUGCUAAUGGAGUACGCUGCUGGAGGAAGCUUGAGGACUUUCAUGAAGCGAUCCAAAGACAAGAAAUUGCCUGAUCCUUUGAUCAGAGAGUUUACUCGUAUGAUUCUUGAAGGCUUAGCCACCAUUCACAAACACGGCUACGUUCACUGCGAUCUCAAACCCGGAAACAUACUCGUUUUUCCCAAGUGCGUCUACAAGAAGGGCGCGUGGAGAUCGUCUUACGAACUGAAGAUUUCUGAUUUAGGGUUGUCGAAAAAAGAUGGAGACAUGAAGUGGUGGCAUCCUUGUCGUCCGUUUGCGGGAACGGCCAUCUAUAUGUCGCCAGAAUCGAUUGCUCACGGAGAGACAGGGACAGGACUUGAUUUCUGGUCGUUGGGAUGUGUGGUGUUGGAGAUGUACACUGGAAAGAAACCAUGGUGGCAUACAAACUUUGACUUGGAGGAUCUCAAGAAGUGGUACGCGCCACUGAUCCCGAGUGAUCUUCCUUGCGAUGCAAAAGAAUUUAUUAUGUCUUGCUUCACGUCAAAUACUGAAGAGAGAAGAGAUGCGUUGACGUUGUUAGAGCAUAGCUUCUUGCGUGGGGAAGUUAAUAAGGGCACAACGCCUCAUGAUGAUAAGAAUGAGAAUCCGAGGGACAUUGCACUGACAUUGGGGAAAGUUGUGAAGAGGCCAUCAAAAGUUAUUUCAAUUUUCAAAAGAGCCGGAGAAUUGAUGAAGAUCAUCAAGAAGCAGCCAAGACAACCGAGACACAAUUUGCUCCUGUUCACCAGCCUUGUCCCUUAG
Messenger RNA from Camelina sativa (false flax), 1035 nucleotides. RefSeq names its product mitogen-activated protein kinase kinase kinase 20-like. Gene Ontology annotation, biological process: signal transduction; protein phosphorylation. Lineage: Eukaryota; Viridiplantae; Streptophyta; Magnoliopsida; Brassicales; Brassicaceae. The record is from RefSeq and is a predicted model, not a curated record. Gene Ontology annotation, molecular function: ATP binding; protein kinase activity.